Trichoderma virens Gv29-8 is the source of this 531-nucleotide messenger RNA. RefSeq lists its product as uncharacterized. The transcript is spliced from 2 exons. The record is from RefSeq and is a predicted model, not a curated record. The coding region runs from base 1 to 531 and encodes 176 amino acids. Lineage: Eukaryota; Fungi; Ascomycota; Sordariomycetes; Hypocreales; Hypocreaceae.
AUGAGGUCGACCGGGGGCGAGCAGCGCGCGAGCGAGGUCAACAGCGCCAUGCUGAGCGUCCCGGGAUACGCAGACGACACGAUGCUCUUCAUGCUGCGCUGGGGGAGCACGGCCCAGGCGACGCUACGCAAAGUCGACUAUGACGAGUUCCAGGUCCGCGUGUCGGCCAUGAACACGCAUUGGUUUGAGAGCCAGAGAAAGAGCCAGUGCACAGAGACAAGCUCCGUCAGCGUCGGCACCCGCGGCACCGACCAAGGCGACGGAGAACCAGAAGCAGCGGCGGCGGCAGCAGCAGCAGCUGGAGAGGCAGAAGCGGCUAGCUGUGAUGAUGACAGAGAGGGCGGCGGCCAUACAGACGACGAUGCCGUGGAUCCGCACCAGGCCGGCGACGAGGCCACUGACAAGGCCGCUGAGCUCAGGGCCCGGACGCUGGAGCUGAUUCAGGAUUUCCCUCACCUGGUGCGCGAAUUUGACAAGUUUGUCGACUGUACAAGGAUCAUGGCGGCCAAGUAUGGAAAGGCACCAGUAUAA